Molecule: messenger RNA, 1593 nt
Organism: Pocillopora meandrina
Lineage: Eukaryota; Metazoa; Cnidaria; Anthozoa; Scleractinia; Pocilloporidae
Source: the annotation of a GenBank genome assembly
CCCCAUACUAUUCGAAAACAAAGCUGUGGGCAAUAUUCUUCGCAAGUUCUAUGCUCUAUUAACCUUCAGUGUAUCUUACUGUCUCAUUUACUUUUGCAAAAUUUUGGGAUGUUUCAAACAGGUUUGCAUUUGUAUGGGUGUGUGUGUUUGUGUGUCUGUUUGGAACUAAGGGUGAGACAGUUUGAUUCAUUUCCUCAGUCUCUUUACUUUCUUUACCUUGAUGCAAGCACUUUAACAAUCUACACAUUACGUUUGUAAGCUGUAGUUAUCUCUUUAAUAGCUUGAGCUCUUGUCAAUGUCGGAAGGUAAAGCUUCUUUCAAAAUGAAAGUUGAAGAAAGUCAUCAGAAUCCAAUGGGCAACCUCCAUGGUGGAAUGACAGCGACUUUGGUUGACAUGUUAACUACAGUGGUGACAUUUACAUUGCCUCCCCACAAACCUGGUGUCAGUGUUGAUAUGAGCAUAAGGUACUACAUCUUAGCUUCGUCUAUAUUUUGACCCCUUUUUCACAUGUUGUAAUAUUUCACAAUGGAAACUUUUCUCCAUGGCAGCUACUUAAGGCCAGUUCCAGUUGGAGAAGACGUUACUAUAAAUGCAGAAGUCAUCAAGAUGGGUCGUACAUUGGUCUUCACGGGUGCAGAACUGUUAAACAAAGAUGGAAAACUUGUAGCAAAAGCUAACCAUACUAAAUUUAUUGGGGAAGGACAGCCCACACCAUUCACGGAGAAGGAAUCAUGACAUAUUUUUUGAACAUUCUUGAAUUCUUCAAACAAUAUUUCCUUAGAGGGGCAGUCCACACCAUUAACAGAGAAGCAGGAAUCAUGACACCUUUUUUUAAAUAUUCUUGAAUUCUUCAAACAAUAUCAUCCUUGAACUAGUUUUUUGAUCUCUCCAUCCUGGAAAUUCAAAUAUAUUUGAGUCCCUUCCCCUCCUCUUAAUUUGAGUGAUGGAUAUCUUCUGGAUAUAUUGUAUAUAAAUGAGCUACCUCUUAGGUUUGAAUUAAGUUUAAAAUUUUCCAUUCCUGUUUACAAGCAAUUCUUGCCUCCUUCCUCCUGAAACAUUUAAGGAACUCAGUCUCAUUGUUCCUCCAAUUUAACAGAUUUUUUCAAAAUUUUAUACACUGUGACUUCUACAUUCACUUGAGAGGCCAAGCCAAAAUAAUUGGGUCAAAUACAUGACUUUGAAACUGCCCUUAUACAUUCUUAACUUUCUCGUGGUCCUGGUCAGAUACACAUGCUUAUGUAAUGCAACAUAAUAAAUGAAACAUAAAUUUUAAUCCAUAUAUUGUAUAUACAACCUUAGUAUUCAUAACCAUGAGUGCUGCCAAAGCAUAUUUGGGAAUGUAGACAAAUUUUUUUCAUUUUUAAAGGUUAGGAAGGGAGAUUUAACUAUUGGUGGUCUUGAUCUGAAAAAAGUACAAAAAGCAGGGUUAACUUUAGUGAUCAGCAAAGAAAACAAUGAACAAAUGACCAUAAGUAAUGGAAAAUACAGAAUCUCUGUCCUGGGAAAUCUUCAUUUAUUAUUAUUUUUUAAGCUUUUCCAUCAUUGAUAGUUUAUUUAUUAAAGGAUGACAUGACCUCAUUUUAACUCAGUGC